This is a messenger RNA of Aphanomyces astaci, 1353 nucleotides long. RefSeq lists its product as hypothetical. The transcript is spliced from 3 exons. The coding region runs from base 49 to 1293 and encodes 414 amino acids. The record is from RefSeq and is a predicted model, not a curated record. NCBI's taxonomy places the organism in Eukaryota, Oomycota, Saprolegniomycetes, Saprolegniales, Verrucalvaceae.
UUUAUAAAUACACUACUUAGUGUACGUUGGUGAGGAGCGAGCAAUACGAUGGAGGAGGAGUCGUCGACGUCUCUUCUGGACCUCCGCAUCGAAGAGUGCCCUUCUUCGCUACUCUCUCGGACGAAGUCCCAUCGGCCGGCGGCAGACAAACCUCCUCCCAUGUCCUCCACUCGUGGCAGCACCGCCGCCACAUUAAAACUACCCGUGAAGUCAUCUCCGUCGAAAACCAGUACCUCCCGCAACGUCCUGGACGAAAAGGGUCGUCUCAUGCUACAAGUGCUGCAAGACUAUGGCCCAUAUACCCCGCAGAAGGACUACAGCUGUCGGUCCCUUCCAAAGCCCCGGCAAGACGACUUUAUCCUCCGUCAUAACGCCCAAAACAUCCACGACUUCAAAAAGGAAUACUCCAAGCGGUUUGGUACACUAAACCGCCGGCCACCGCAGUUUCACGCGCAUCAGUACCGCGUGGCCGUAGCCACGCACCACGAGUCCCUCUGGAAGGAAACCGACGAAAAGGCAGUAUGGACGCUCACAGAUCGAGGCCACCAUACCCUUGUCCAGGGCAACUCGACGUCGAUGCCCCGAGCUACGAUCACAUUGCCCGCCCUUUCCCAGCGCAAACUUGUGAGUCCGUUCAAAGACAAGGCGGCGGUGGGCCAUCAUGUCGACCUGUUUGAAGACACGUCGUACGCAGCACUUGUUCGGCAGCAGCUGUACUCGCCAAGACCCGUGGCCACACACUCAUUUGCCAAGGCUAGGAUCCCCAAGUACGCCGUUGCUCAGCAACUCACACGGCGCCCCAGCACAUCCGACGGCCUCACGCUGUUGGCAUCUCCGCCCCACUCGCCCCAAUCACGACCGUACUCGUCCGACUACAAACAUACGCUGCAUUGGCCAUACUCGCCGUCAAGUACCCCCAAACAACCCCCCAAGUCCCCGUCGGUUCAAAAUACUUUUCCUACGUCGGUGGUUGAAAUCGAACCAAGUAUUGUCAACUUUCAUAUGGUCACUGCCAACCACACGUACCACUUUCCUGUCAAAGUACACAACCUCGGCACCAAGCAAGAACGAUUUCGUAUUCGAGCACUUCGUGUUAACAGUGGAGGCGUGGACUGUCCCUAUGCUGUGGCCCAGUACGACAAGGAAAAGGCCAAGGUAGCCCCAGGCCUCCGAGCCACGGUCACCCUCGUCGUCACUUUUACCACCCCAGGGGCGAUUCAAGGCGUGCUGGAAGUGGAAACCCCCAGCGGCAAAGGAGGCGUCGCUCUCAUCGGCACAGUGGCUGCCACUUAACGCACUUCUUAACCUCAAAGUUGUCCUUAUCAACUUUUACCAAGCAUUAUUGCUUACAAA